AUGGUUGAAGAUUCUGGUGUCAAUGCAAAAUUAAAGAGCGAUAGAAAUGAGGAUGAUACAGCACAGACAUCACCAGACUCUUCACUGAAUAUCUCAUCCAUUGAUUUGAAUGAAGAAGCAAGCAGCAAUGUAGAUGAGGAAACCAGUAGUGAGGUUCCUGACUUGAGUCUUGUGGAUUGCGAGAAAUCAAGCGAAGGAAACUCAGAAAAUUAUUGUACAUCUGUCGAACGAAAUGAGAAAAAGGUUCGUCAAUAUAAUCGAUCUAAACUGCCGAGGCUCAGAUGGACACCUGAUCUCCAUCUCUCUUUUGUGCAUGCAAUUGAAAGAUUAGGUGGUCAAGAAAGAGCAACUCCAAAACUGGUGCUCCAAUUAAUGAACGUUCGAGGACUAAGCAUUGCUCAUGUAAAAAGUCACUUGCAGAUGUAUCGUAGCAAGAAACUCGAUGAAUCUGGACAAGGUAACUCUAACUUUCUUCACUUAAUAGGUCUAGCUAAAAGAGGGAUGCAAGGAAAAGGUCCCUUUUCAGGGCGAAUGGACCAAAUGUGUAGCCCUGUUGACCAGUUCAGAUACCAGAAUGGUGCAAUUGUUGUAGCCUCCAACCCCAACGGGGGAAACAACAUUGUUAAUAUUCUUAAUAAUGCAUCACUCCAAUCUCCUUAUGAGGCUAAAUCUCUCUCUUCGAGAUUCCAGCAGUGGUCUUACUAUCAAGAUAGUAUGAUGAAAAGUCAAGGCAAGUCUUGCAAUUCAAGCAUAUUUCAUGCCAUGCAUGGAGCCACAAGAUAUGGUCCCAUUAGACCUAGCAGUUUUCUUGAAGAAAAAAGAUGGCCACCACGUGAAUUCAGUUCACAUCACUUGAAAGAGAAAAGGGUCGACCCUACAGCUAGCAAAUGGGCCAAUGCUCCUUUUCAACCACUCUAUAAUCAAUUUCAUCAACCGGAAAAUUCAGCCGGGGCAACCUACUUCAUGCAGCGAGCUAACUGGAAUCGUAGGGAUAGCUUGACAGCUGAAAGGGUUGAAACGAACGGAAAUAAUCCUGCCAACAUCGUGAAAAUUGAGUCCCCGUACAGGCAUCAGAUGAUGAAUGAGCAUAAGAUCCUGGAUGGCAAAGAGUGGUUGCCUGAUUUACAACUCAGUUUAAGCCGAAGUCUUGGGAGCUACAAGGACAUGGCGCAAAAUAAGGGUGAAUCGGAUGUUAACACGAGGCUCUCUCUCUCUCUGAAACCUUGA
Molecule: messenger RNA, 1227 nt
Organism: Coffea eugenioides
Lineage: Eukaryota; Viridiplantae; Streptophyta; Magnoliopsida; Gentianales; Rubiaceae
Exons: 6
Coding region: 1-1227 (408 amino acids)
Molecular function (GO): DNA binding; DNA-binding transcription factor activity
Source: RefSeq, a predicted model, not a curated record